Exophiala bonariae is the source of this 1482-nucleotide messenger RNA. RefSeq lists its product as uncharacterized. The record is from RefSeq and is a predicted model, not a curated record. Bases 1 to 1482 code for a protein of 493 amino acids. The transcript has a single exon. Gene Ontology annotation, molecular function: protein binding. Lineage: Eukaryota; Fungi; Ascomycota; Eurotiomycetes; Chaetothyriales; Herpotrichiellaceae.
AUGGCUACCAUGGAGGAUCUACCAACGGAACUAAUAGACCAUCUUUGUCGCUUUGUCGACCGAUCAUCAUUGAAGAGCUUCCGUCUUCUUUGUAAAACAUAUGCCGACGUCGCACAGAAGCAUCUCUUUCACAAUCUUGAAUUUCACUUAUAUCCCAGCAGUCGCCGCUUCUAUCAGCUCGAGCAACUGGCUUCCAAUAAAUCCAUAGCACCAUAUCUGAGGGGCAUUUCUUUCCAGUCCGGGGUUCCACUUGAAUACGCAGAUUAUAGAUACUGGCAGGCACAGGUCUAUCACGAUAUCAGCAGUGCUUGGUCAAGGGAUAACGCCGCCAAUGGCCUCUCGAAGUCGGACUAUUCCCAGUUUCACGAGUCUCUCCAAGCCAGGUUCCCUCCUGAUUUUUCCUCUCGGUAUGAUCUGUACAGGUGGCACCUUGACCAACAAGCUGCAGCUAUGGCAGAUCAACGGGUUCGAGAUAGUCUGAUACGAACAUUGAAUUCUCUCAGCCACUCAACUUCGGAUGUAAAGUUCAGAAUCAUCAUGAGUGAACCCCAGAUCCGACUUGAAGAGCUCGAAGACUUUGACCCCGAAGAGUACGCAAUGGAUCGACCAUUUGAUCCGGACGCACGACGAAGAGUAUACAAUCGCAGGAAGAACUGUCUGUCUCAAUUCACGAACUUUCUCGAGGCGGCACACGCGUCUCGAUGCCCUUUGAUUCAUCUCGUAGCAGUCGAUUUGCCACAUGAAAUGCUGCACAGACCUCGCCACAACCAGGAAUCAAUCUUGGAUGAUAUUUUUGCCCACCUGAAGACUCUCAACCUCAAGAUUGGAAGUCUCCCACAUAGCGACCAGCUGUCGCGUGAGGGUCUCAAUGAUCAGGUCUAUGCUCGUGGCAGAAAUCAAUCAGCAUGGAGAUUGAAAUCACUCCUGAACAAGGCCACAGAGCUCGAAGAGCUUACUCUCGAACUUCUGCAUGGCAAGGAAGCCGAGUAUUCUUUCGAGCUGUUUGACAGAACGAAUAUCGAUCGAUUCCCUCAACUUUGGGUCCCCCAUCUUAAGUCUCUCUCAUUGUCUCGCUUCCACUGUCGAUGGGGAGAUCUGAAGGCACUCCUUGAUCAAGGGGUCAACAUCCGUGGUCUCACAUUGAGAGAUUGUCGGAUGGAGACUCGCUCUAUGUUAGAUGUGCUUCAAUAUCUCUCCAAGCGGCGGUUUGACAGUAUUUCGGUCCUCGGAACGUGGCAAGUCGAUGAAGACCAGGGCGAGUGGCACUGGCAUAGCCCAGAUGACUUCACCAGCUGCUCUGCGGCAACAUCUUAUGAAGGACCUUACGCUAUUGCAGGGAUGAAGUCGACCUUGGAAAAUUAUAUGCUCUCAGGUGGUGAAUGUCCAUUGCCUGUCUGGACUACGACUAAUCGAGCAGAGGACACGUGGGAGAUGCUCGGUGAUACAUCGUUCCAUUAUCUUCCAGGACCGCUACGAACAUAA